This is a messenger RNA of Aspergillus lentulus, 1080 nucleotides long. It is a transcript of the gene swc5, whose product is annotated as putative Swr1p complex component (Swc5). NCBI's taxonomy places the organism in Eukaryota, Fungi, Ascomycota, Eurotiomycetes, Eurotiales, Aspergillaceae. The record is from RefSeq and is a predicted model, not a curated record.
AUGGCUUCCGAACCCGCGGCCACUGUGGCCGACUUGGACUUUGAUAACGAACAGUACGACUCCGCCGAAGAUGAAGAUUUUCAGCUCGAUCCUGAUCAAGAAGAUGCCGACUUGACCGGCUCCGAUAGCGACGAUGAGGCGACAGCACCAGCAGCGAAAAGGCGCAAAACAGGGCCUAACAAGGCAGCCAUCGAAGAAAGAGAACUCGACUCCGGCGAUGAGGCGAUGAUCCAGAAAGUAAAGGCGAGAAAGGAGGGCAAGCAAAAAGGGAAGAAGUCACAGGCCACAGCCAGCGAUGAGGACGAGGACGACGUGGAUUUCGAUGACGAGGAUGAAGGUGGUCCAGGUGGCUUUGUACGGACGCGAGCAAUGAGGAUGCGAAUGCAGGAAGAGCGGAAGCCCCUGGCCAAGAUUGACGGUGCUACGGUUGACGUUGAUGCAAUAUGGGCUCAAAUGAAUGCCUCUGAUUCUGGUGGAGGCAUUCUCCCUUCGCAGACCCAAGCAAAGGACGCCACCCCUAUGAACGACGAAAACAAGGACACCGAUACCACCGAAAAACAGGUCCCCUCGCCGGAUACGAAACCUCAGUAUACGGUGGAGAUGGUAAAGAUCAAACGGACCUACAAGUUCGCCGGCGAAGUCAUCACCGAAGAGAAAAUCGUCCCCAAAGACUCUGCCGAAGCGAAGCUUUUCCUCGCGAACGGCGAGAGCGCUGAGACCGUCACAGAGGCCGAUGUCGAACACGCCGCGAACGCAAAGGACGCGCUCAAGCUCCGCAGACCCCUCCGCAAGAUCUCGCGCUUUGAUCCUAAUCCCACCGGGACAAUCAAGAAGAGCUGGGAGAAGCAACCUACUACCGAGAUCACUGGUCAGACAGAGAACGCUAGCGGACCGAAGAUCAACACCGUGGAAAAGUCUCGGCUGGACUGGGCUGCGUAUGUGGACCAGGCCGGCAUCAAGGACGAGCUCAAGGUACACAGCAAAGCCAAGGAAGGGUUCCUUGGCCGCAUGGAUUUCUUGGAUCGCGUUGUUGCCAAGCGGGAGGAGGAACGAAGAAACGCGCGGUUGAAGGGAUUGUGA